This is a messenger RNA of Racocetra fulgida, 287 nucleotides long. Lineage: Eukaryota; Fungi; Glomeromycota; Glomeromycetes; Diversisporales; Gigasporaceae. The record is from the annotation of a GenBank genome assembly.
CCCACCACCAGAAGAAUCAAGAAAGAGUCCAAAAGAAUCACUAGGAGAAUCAAAAGAGUCCAAAGAAUCAUUGGGAGAAUUGAAAAAGUCCACUACUGGGAGAAUCGAAAGAGAGAAUCCACCAGGAGAAUCAAAAGAGUCCACACCACCACCGGGAGAAUCAAAAAGUUCAAGAAUUACCAAUAGUUCUUUGUGGACUCUUUUGAUUCUCCUGGGAGAAUCAAAAGAGUUCACAAAGAAUCACCAUGCCAUUACACGUUCAAAAUCGCGCCAUUUCACAUCGUGGA